GUCCGGCCCGCCAGUACGGCUGUAUGCCGGCGACGCAAGGUGCAACAGUGCAGGGCCAGGACGCGCAUUGUCCAGAUAUUCCGACAGACUCGCACAGGAAUCGGCGUCCGCUGAUCAAACAGCACACAAACCGUGUCAUCCUCAGAGACUGCAGCCAUGUACCUGCUGCUGCUGCUGGUCACCGCCUGCACGGCGCUCCCCAACCACCACUACGACACGGCGGCGGGCAGCACACAGGCGGCCUUCAUCAAACUGGUCACAGAGGGACCCCCAGACACAUGCGUCAGCAAUUCGUGCGCGGCCAAGCAGCGCUGUGAGGUUCGCCAGUGCCGCUGUGAAGUGUGUAUUCCGAAGACCUGCGCCGACAUCACGUGCGGCCCCAAUGAGGUGUGUGAAGACACACCGGACGGGCCCAUCUGCAGGCCAAAGACGUGCAAGGAGAUAAUGUGUGCGCCCAACGAGCUCUGUGACGAUACACCGCAGGGAGGAAAAUGUCGGCCCAAGACAUGCGAAGACAUCACUUGUUUGCCAAAGGAGGUCUGUGAACUCAACUACGGACAGCCGGAAUGCAGACCGAAGACGUGCAAGGAGAUAGUGUGUGCGCCCAACGAGCUCUGUGACGAUACACCGCAGGGAGGCAGAUGCCGGCCCAAGACAUGUGACGACAUCACCUGCCUGCCCAAUGAAGUAUGCGACGAGAGCUACGGAGAGCCGAAAUGCAGACCAAAGACGUGCAAGGAGCUGGUCUGCAAGCCCUACGAGCUCUGUGACGACACUCCGGACGGAGGCAGAUGCCGACCCAAGACUUGUGAAGACAUUGAGUGUGCGCCGUACGAGAAGUGCGAGAUCCUCGACGGCCAGCCCCGCUGCAGACCCGUGACCUGCGUGGACAUCCGGUGUGCGGCUGGGGAGAGGUGUGAUGACCUGCCCGACGGGCCCGACUGCGUGCCAGACGUGCCGACGUGCGAGGGCUUCUUCUGCCGUCGCGGCACCAACUGCUACAUUCGCCAGGGCUCGCCCAUCUGUCUGCCCAACACGUGCGAGGUGCGCGAGUGUGAGCCGGGACUCAACUGUAUCGACACGCCCGACGGAGCGCUCUGCCGAAAGGGGGAACUGCGCGGCACCUGCACGGGCAAGUACUGUCCGCCCAACACGGUCUGUGAGCUGACCACCGAGGGCCCGACCUGCGCGCACAUCUGAGGGGCGACCCGGGCCGACCUGCGCGCACAUCUGAGGGGCGACUCGGGCCGACCUGCGCGCACAUCUGGGGGUCCGGGAACCGACCUCACCGCGUGCCGCCGCAGCCCGGCAGCGCGCUUCCUUGUACUUUCGUGCUCAACUCAAAACCGACUGUUUUUACAUGUACAAAACGCAGAAGCACAGGAGGUCAAGGUUAAAAAGGACCAUUUCGAGACGGUUCCAAUAUUUCUAACCCGUGGAAUGGGUAUCUCAGCAGUUUCGCUAGCUUGCUUGACCUCGGCCCCUGUGUACAUAUUUGACCUUUUGCAUGUGCGACCGACUAACGCGUUGGAACAAAGUACGUUUGACGAAAUGACAUAUUUAUACAAAUAGGACGUAUGCAAGCAAUUCGAUGUCAGAGCAAUGCUUAUGAAAUAUCGCAAUAAAGCCAUUGACGAACAGAGAAACCGAGCAUUUUUGAAAACGGCUGUGUAAAU
Amphibalanus amphitrite is the source of this 1676-nucleotide messenger RNA. RefSeq names its product keratin-associated protein 10-1-like. NCBI's taxonomy places the organism in Eukaryota, Metazoa, Arthropoda, Thecostraca, Balanomorpha, Balanidae. Bases 157 to 1200 code for a protein of 347 amino acids. The record is from RefSeq and is a predicted model, not a curated record. The transcript is spliced from 13 exons.